GCCUCACGCCCCCGCCUCGCGCCUGCCAUGAAGCACAUCCCGGUCCUCGAGGACGGGCCGUGGAAGACCGUGUGCGUGAAAGAGCUGAACGGCCUCAAGAAGCUCAAGCGGAAAGGCAAGGAGCCGGCGCGGCGCGCGAACGGCUAUAAAACUUUCCGAUUGGACUUGGAAGCGCCGGAGCCCGGCGCCGCCGCCGCCAACACCAACGGGUUACGGGACAGGACCCAGCGGCUGCAGCCGGUCGCGAUCCCGGCCCCGGUGCCGGCUCGGGUGGCGCCUGCCGUUCCCCCAGGUGGCGGCGCGGACCCCGCCGGGGAGCUCCGGGGAGCCCGAGCGCCCGAGGUCUCAGACGCGCGGAAACGCAGUUUCGCCCUAGGCGCGGUGGGACACAGACUUCCCACGCCCCCGCCGCCAGCGCCCCAGGGCUCGGCCCCCGAGGCACAGCCUUUCCGCGAGCCGUGUCUGCGUCCCCGCAUCUUGCUGUGCGCCCCGCCCGCGCGCCCCACGCUGCCCGCUCCGGCCGCGCCCCCAGAGCCCGGAGAGUCUUCCGUGCGCUCUGCGCCCCCCACGCGCCCGGGGGAAAGUUCCUACUCGUCAAUUUCACACGUAAUUUACAAUAACCACCAGGAUUCUUCCGCGUCGCCUAGGAAACGGCCAGGCGAGGCGACCGCCGCCUCCUCGGAGAUCAAAGCGCUGCAGCAGACCCGGAGGCUCCUGGCGAACGCCAGGGAGCGGACGCGGGUGCACACCAUCAGCGCAGCCUUCGAGGCGCUCAGGAAGCAGGUGCCAUGUUACUCCUACGGGCAGAAGCUGUCCAAACUGGCCAUCCUGAGGAUCGCCUGUAACUACAUCCUGUCCCUGGCGCGGCUGGCUGACCUGGACUACAGUGCCGACCACAGCAACCUCAGCUUCUCCGAGUGUGUGCAGCGCUGCACCCGCACCCUGCAGGCCGAGGGGCGUGCCAAGAAGCGCAAGGAGUGACUGGCCGUGGGCUAGAGCCAGGAUGCUGCUGUGAGCCUCUUCUCCAUUCAGCCUGAGAAAGCUGAGUUUGCCAAGCCAGCCUUGUUCGCUUUCUUCUCCAAGAAGCUACCGGAUGCUCAGCCCACCCACCACCUCUCAGGAUCAUGCAGGACCAGGAUAGGUGGGGAGGGGGGCGGCCUUCCUCCUCCUCACCCUCCCACCUGCCUCCGCCGAUCCACAGUUACUUUGCACCUUGCCCUCGGCCUGGAAGAGCGAGAGCGCAGCUGCAGAAGUUCAUUUGCCAAAGAUUCCACAGAGAUGCUGGACAAGGCAGGGAGAUAAAAACCCAACAGCAAAAAGCCACCGUUGCUGAGUCCCACUUCAAGCCAAAGAUGAGUCAGCACUUCUGCUAAGAACUCAUGCAAGGGAUGGACAUGUGGCGACCUUUGGAAGCACUUGAGCCUCUGAGCCAGUGUUCUGUUCACACUGGGCCCUGAGCUGGCUGGACGAAGAUCAUUCUUGUAGGACCCAGGAGAGGGAGGCUGGGUACCUGGGAGGGGUGGAGAUGAGGCAGGAGAUUUCUGUCCAGCCUACUAGCUACCCAGGCCUCUAACCCUGAUUCUCAGUGCUCUGAGGACCCCAGCUCUUUCUGGGACCCUGAGGCUCCUGAGAGAGGAGGGAAGAGGGGAAAGAAACAAUACUGCUCAGUCCCCCACCCAGGCCAUGCCCCGGAGCAUCCUCCAGAGGGUUUUUGCUCCCAGAGCCUGCCCCACCAGCUGCCCCCUAAAGCUGACAGACAAAUGGCACCCUGAUGGAGGUCAGUGGCCUGUGGCAGGCAGGACAGGAGGGCAGCAGCAGGAAGGGACCAGGAGAAUGGGCCAGUAUGUAGGGGACAGGGCACAUUCAAAGCCAAGGUCUGUUCCUUCCUUGUGCUCAAAAGGCCAAAGCUGUUCACAUUUGUGCCCAACCAUGUGCUUCAAAUUGAAGUAAAAGCUCCAACGUGUAAGACAA
Messenger RNA from Jaculus jaculus (lesser Egyptian jerboa), 1971 nucleotides. It is a transcript of the gene Atoh8, whose product is annotated as atonal bHLH transcription factor 8. The coding region runs from base 28 to 981 and encodes 317 amino acids. Lineage: Eukaryota; Metazoa; Chordata; Mammalia; Rodentia; Dipodidae. The transcript has 3 exons. The record is from RefSeq and is a predicted model, not a curated record. Gene Ontology annotation, molecular function: protein dimerization activity; DNA-binding transcription factor activity.